AUGAGAAAUGUGAGAUGCUUCAGAAACUCAAACUCCUUGGGAUGUGAAGAAGAGAGCUUUAGAAAAUAUCUACUCAAGCAUACAUCAUCAUGUAAUAUGACUUUUUGGCACCGACCAAAUGAUAAAUCGAUAGCUUUUUGUAUACUCCCACAUGUCUGCUGUCGAACUGAGCAGAUGCUCGCUAAAUAUCAUGCCAUGGGAAAGCGAGGAAUUCCUUGCUGCUACGGCUUAAAUGAUGUAUCUAAUAAGACUUAA
Clunio marinus is the source of this 255-nucleotide messenger RNA. The record is from the annotation of a GenBank genome assembly. Lineage: Eukaryota; Metazoa; Arthropoda; Insecta; Diptera; Chironomidae.